UUGUGCUUAUCUUCCAUAAUAAUCGGCUCUCAAAUCUAAACAUUUAAAAGUAUUUUGAAGGAAGCUAGAUUUUUAAUUCAGCAGUUAUGAUUUGAAAUGAGGGGUGAAGAAAAUGUCAGUUCAGUAUGCUGGCUGCAGAUAUAUUGGUCAUAUUACAUUUAUGCUACAUUCAGUACUGCCUCCUCAGUCAGUUCUGUGACUUCGUGGGUGCUCUGUUUAAUGGCAAUAUUAGGCCACUAGGUGGUGCUGUCACUACUUUGUAGCACUGUCACUAUACUUUCAGCCUGGGUUUCAGUCCUAAUGUCAAAUUGGUAACUCCAGUGAAGAAGGAAUCCAUUAUUGCUUGUUUCAGCAUUUGAUGUGAUUUGAGGCUUGUAAAUGUCAGAUUCUGUCCAGAGACUGCAUGCAUAGGUAUGACACUGUUACCAUGAUGACCAGAACUUGGGAAACUGGUGCUGGGGGCUGUGAGAGGGUAUGGGGGCGGCUUGAUGUGUAACCUCGGAGCUGGUGUGCCUGUCACGUUUUAAUCAAAAUAACAGGUGAAUGCGUGGCUGGGAGUAACGGAACUCCACAUUCCCUAAAUGAAAUGGACCCUGGCCUGGUUUGUCAUGCCUCAGGAUCCUGACUCUCCCUGUAUUUUUCCUGUCUGUUGGUUCCUUCACUGCGCUCUCAAAAAGUUAACACACACCAACAUAUAUGUGCACCUUAACACAUGUACAUUGACAUAAGAAAAAUAAAACGCAUGCUCCCAAAGAUAUAGACUCCCAAAGAUAUAGACACACAGGUUUUGUGCAUUGAUUGGGUACUUAACCCAACUGGGGUGGGGGGUGUUGGGUCAUCCAAAAAAUUACCCUGUUGAGGCACAGCUGUCACAUGACUCCACAGUCACCCCCAGGGGUCUGUUGGCUGAAGAGUAGAGAGCAGGGGCAAGGGAGCUCGUUUCCAGGGCUAAAUAAGAUUGGGGUGGUGUGGAAGCCUACGCAAAGAGAAGUGGAGGACAAACACGAGCCGAAGUGGAAAGAGUCCCACCGGAGUUAGUCACCCACCGACCCGCUGCGUCCAACCUCCACACCGCAACUCGCUAAUGAAACCUGAUCCAGCAGGACCCACUCUAAAAAUACCAUCGUCCAGGAGGACUUGGUCAUUCUUGACACACUAAAUUUGAUAAAGAUGACGCUUAUUUUAAUUUUCAUUGCUCUGAUUGAACUUUCCAUGGAUGUGUGAAAGUAUUCCAGAACUUUCUAAGAGAAGCAGCAUGAAGGUAAUCCAUACAUCUGUUUAUAAUCUGUUUGCAUGAAAUGAGUUUUUACCAGAGUAAAGUUGUACACAGCAAUGCUGGACUAAACUCCACUAAUGAUCGAUUCCCUGCGUCUGAGAGUCUUGAGAAAGCUGAUUUUGAUGACACAAUGUCUGAACUUUAUUAAUAUCUUGGAACAUAAUUUUGAUUUAAAGAUUGAAUUCCUAGAGAUUUACCCAAAAUCCUGUCCUCUACGAGAAUGAAGGAGAUUCACCAUAUUUGCAGUUAUAGUGAGAUGAGAUUUGUGGCAUAAACUGUGCUCAGGGUGUGAGCGACGCAGUAGCUUUCAGGGCAUCUUCUGAGAUAUGAGGAAGGCCAAGGUCCAGCUAACCCUGAAUAAGGGACCAGAGGAGAAGGCCAGCAGUAUGGCACCCCCUAGUCCCCAGAUACCAUCAAAGCGUGCCAGAGGGACCCCAGAUGAAGCAGCACCAGAGCCCAGGAGCUCUCCAUAUCCCACCCCAACGCCACCGGUGUUCAUCCGAAAGAUGCGCAAUGCUGCUGUGGGCACGGGGUGCGACGUCCGGCUGAAGGUGGCGGUGGUGGGCAACCCACAGCCCUCCCUCUACUGGUACCACAACGACGAGCUGCUGGACACAAUAGACCAGGAGUAUAGUGCUCUCUGGGUGCGGGACUGCCAUGCCUCCGACGCCGGCCUCUACACCUGCGUGGCCAACAACCAGCUGGGUGAAGCUCGCAGUAGCGCCAUCCUGGCCGUGCUGGACCUGGGAGAAGACUCAGAGACCACCGAAGAUGAGACCACGGAGGCCCACAUCCCGAUGGAGGCUAAGGGAGAGGUUGGAGGGCAGGCAAAGCAGGCCCCCCGCAGAGGUGAAGGAGUGAGGAGCGUCCUUGCUGAGUCAGGUCCGAGUAGGGGAAUUCGCACAGACGGCUGGAGUCCCGGUCAGGACACAGUGGUGGAGGAAGAGGAGGCGCCAGCUUUGGGUUCAAGAGCACCGGGGCUGCAGGACCCCCUGAGAGCUGGCAGGAGCCAGUCGGAAGACACUCUAAGUGAAGUUAAGACCCAAGUCCACCCACCUCCCACUCUGUCCCCUCCCCAAAUUAGCCAGCGUACAGCUGCUGCUCCCUUGCCAAUCCGUUUUGGGAUGAUCCCUGCCAGAUCCCCCUCUGAACGCAAAAAAGCUGUCACUCUCAUACCAACUAAUUACCAAGACAUAGUGUCAGGAGACUUUGAGGAGACGAUCAAGCAGUCCCAAGCCUCAGCAGCAUCUCAGUCUGGUGCCCAAGACUCCCGUCCUCAGACUCCCAUCAGUGAGGGCUCCUGGAAGGACCAGACUCACUGGCCCUUGGCUAAAGUGGGUAGACCCAGUUCCAAAAUUUUUGAGAAGGUACGAGUCUUCGAGGAAAGGAGAAGGAGCACUGACCACACUGAAGGCUCCAUCUCUGGGCGCUCUUGGGCUGGAUUCAACCAGGCCGCAUCCAUUGACUCAGACGAUGGGGGAAGCCGGUUGAGGAUUUCCAGAGAAAACUCCAGAGAGGACCUGCGAGAGACACUGAAAGCUGAUGCUGCAGAACGGCGGUCUAGUUUCCGCCAGAGGGCUGCUUCCCUGGAGGAUAGGUCCCAUUACUCCCAGAAGGUCCAGGAGAUUGAGAACAAGUUCACACAGGAGCUCCAGCGAAUCAAGAACCUGAUGGGGAAAUCCCAUAUGAAAAAGUCCUUUUCCACAGAGCAGGUGCACCAACAUGGACGGCAACCUUUGAGAAAGCUGGAGCCCAUCCCGCCCCAGGUCCUACAGAAACUGCAAGACAGAGAACGCAUCCAAUGGCAGCAGGAGCAGGGAGAGCAACUCACAGAGUCAUUAGUGCAAAAAUCACCGUCAUCUCCUGAAGGACGACUGCAUCAGAGCCAGUUGAAUCCUCAACAAGAAUCAAACCAUAGACCAGACACAAUGAAAUCUUCAGUGAUCAGCAUAACAGUGAGUAGGCUUGGGGAGAAGUCAAACUCCUCUGAAAGCAAGCCACUUGCUGAGCUCCCUGGGCAGCGUUCCUCAAGGCAGAUACAAAGAAGCAUCCCAGUCAAGGAGGCAUCAACAGAGAUGUCACACACAUCCAAAGAUCAGACACCUUCUCAACCACCAAAAGAAAAGUCACCCCCCAGGAAGGUGCAGCCAUCCAUACCCAAGGUGGACCAGACCCAAGUAAAAUCACUUGUUCAGACAGAGCCUCCCCAUGUUGAAGAGCGUCCCACUCAGCCACCACCAAAACCCCCAAGGCUUUUACGCUCUGUCUCUUCAACCACUAGCCCAAUGUCAAAGGAAGAGACGAGGGAGGCACAGCUAAUACCUGCAUCUCUAGCUCACAGGCUUUCCAUCCCUAUUAUCAUUGUGGAAGAAGAUCCUAUGAAAGAGGAUGUUCUCAUGUUAAAAAACCAGGUAGAGAAAGCUGAAGUUACUGAGGGAUGGAGGUCCUGGACAGGCAUGGGGAAGGUCCACCAUGCCAAGCCAUUGUCUCCUGAUACAGAUUCCAUGGAUGUCUUAUAUGAGUCAGGAGGGGAGGACACCAUGGAGGCCCCCAUGUUCGAGUCCCCUCUGCAGGACACCGUGGUGUCGGCUGGCUCAGAGGUGGUCUUGAAGUGCAUUAUUACUGGUAUCCCUUUGCCAGAAGUGACCUGGUGGAAGGGUAACACGGAGAUAAAGAACAGCCCUAUGCACUCGAUCAGGAUGGAGGGGAACAGACACUCACUGGUGAUUGAGCAGCUGAAUGCCAGCCAUGUCGGGUCAUACACAGUGAUGGCUGCCAACUGCACAGGUCGGACAUCCUGCAGCGCUAUGCUCUUUAUCAAAUCAGAAAUCGAGACUCAUCAGACCAGGCAACAUUUUUCCAGUCUUCAACUGUCCAAUUUUGAGCCUGCAGAAGACCAGCAAAGAGUCCAUGGUGUUCCCUCAGACCUCAGCAGUGCCAUCACAUCCAAUGAAGAACGUUUAAGCCCAUUGGAGGAGGGCAUGGAGGCAGAGGGAGGGUCAUGUCGGGGGCCUGAGUCCAGGCGGGCGGUGGACGUAGCAUUCAGGGAAGCCCCGUCAUUCCAGGUAACCCUAAACGACCAGGUGGGGACCGAGGGGGAUGAUAUCACCAUGAGAGUUUGCGUGCAGGGACAGCCCAAACCGUUGAUCUAUUGGCUACGAGGCCGGCUGGUGAUAAAAGCCUCCAAUCGGCACACUCUGCAGGAGGCAGAGGAUGGCAGCUUUGAGAUGCAAAUAACUGCAGCUCAGAAGACUGACACAGGGCUGUACACCUGCAAGAUUGUCAAUGAGUACGGCAUGAAGCAGUGUGACUGCCACCUGGAGGUCUUAGUGCCCCCUGUAGAUUCAGGCCUAGCCAUCACCCGUGAGAUUACAGAUGUGACAGUGAAGGCUGGGGAGACUGCUCUCUUCGAGUGCUACAUGUCAGGUUCCCCAGAUGUUGAUGUAGACUGGCUGUCAGAUAGGAAGCUGAUCCAACCAGCGCUGCUCAAUUGCAAGAUGCACUUUGAUGGUAGCACAUGCCGCCUGCUGCUCAACUCCGUCCAUGAAGAUGACAGUGGAACGUACACCUGCAAGCUGAGCACUGCUAAGGUGGAGUUAACUUCUAGCGCCUACCUCAAAGUGAUCCCAUCCACCGAGCCGAUGUUCACCCGUAAGCUCGAUGUGCAGGAGGUGCUGGAAGGCCGAACGGCUCGCUUUGACUGCAAGGUCAGCGGAACGCCAUCCCCUAACAUCAUCUGGAAGCACUUUGACCUCACACUUACAGACAGUGAAAGCGUGCGCAUGCUGAAGGACAAGGGCCGCCACUCCCUGCUCAUCCUGCAUGCCAGCAGCAGCGACGAGGGUCUGUACACAGCAGUGGCGUAUAACGCGCAUGGGAUGGCAGAGAGUUCUGCUGAGCUGUAUGUGCAGGAACCCAGGCCCACCAUCUCCUCGCAAAUGGCAAAGCUGGAGAAGAUGCCAUCCAUCCCAGAGGAGCCAGAGGUGGUGGAGAGUGAGGUGGAGCGCUACACCAUGCCAGAUUUUGUGAAGUCGCUGUUUGACCUGGAAGUGGUGCAGGGUAGGGAGGCUGUGCUGCGCUGCCAGGUAGCUGGCCUGCCGUACCCUUCCAUCGCCUGGUUUCACAACGGCCACAAGAUUGACAGCACAGAUGACAGGAAGAUGGUACAGCACCAAGAUGUGCACAGCCUGGUCAUUCGUAUGGUCUGCCACACCCAUGGUGGUGUCUACAAGAGUGUCAUCUCUAACAGGGUGGGAAAGGCCACCUGCUAUGCUCACCUCUAUGUGACAGAUAUCCUACCAGAGCCUCCUGAUGGGCCUCCAGUUGUAGAGGCCAUCACCGGGAAGAUUAUCAGCCUGCGCUGGAACAAACCCAAAAGACUGCACCCAUCUAUAGACUCCAGUUCCCUGAUGUUUGUUGUGCAGCAGCAAGCUGUGGGCUCAAACCAGUGGAGCAUCAUCGCCUCCAGCCUGAAACAAACAUGUUACACAAUAACAUCGCUUUGCAAGGGGGUGAAGUACUGCUUCAGGGUCCUUUCUGCUACUAGCAAGGCUUUGAGCAAGCCCUCACCUUCUACAGAUCCCCUACAGCUUGUGGAAAGAGGUCCAUAUCUUCCAGAAGCUCCCGUCCUUAUCGACAAGCCAGAUAUCGUCUACAUGGUUGAGAAUCAGCCAGUUAACAUGACCGUAACUCUGAACCAUGUCCAAGCCUCAGUCAUCUGGAAAAGGAAUGGAGUGCAGCUGGAGAACAAACCUGGCGAGUUUGAACUGAGCAUGCCCGAUGACAACCAGCAUACCCUUUGCAUCAGCAGAGCCAGGGCUAGCGACGUGGGCCAGCUCAUCUGCGUGGCCAGCAACCCACUCGGCAAUGACUCCUGCAUCCUCAUGCUGGACAUGGCAGCUCCGCCCACAUUUGAGUCUAUCAUGGAGGAUAUGGAUGUGCAUAUUGGGGAGACAUCCCGCUUGGUGGUGGUCGUUUACGGCAAGCCCAUCCCUGAUAUCAUGUGGUACAAGGAUGACAUGCUGCUGUCAGAGAGCAGCCAUUUCACCUUUGUGUACGACGACACAGAGUGCUCGCUGGUGAUCCUCAACACACAGGAGGAGGACUCAGGGGUCUACACCUGUACGGCCCAGAACCUGGCCGGCUCCAUGUCCUGCAAGGCUGAGCUCACUGUGCUCACAGCUGCCAAGCAGGAAACAGAGGAACCCAUGGAAGGUGAGGAGACCAUUCUGAGGAAGAUGAGGAGGCUCACAGACUACUAUGACAUCCACAAGGAGAUUGGCAGGGGGGCCUUCUCCUAUGUGAAGCGGGUGACACAGAAAGCCAACAAGGCAGAGUUUGCAGCAAAGUUCGUCUCAGUCCGUGCCAAGAGGAAGACGUCCGCCCUGAGGGAGAUGAGGCUACUCUUGCGGCUGGAGCAUGAGAGGAUCAUCUACUUUCAUGAUGCCUUCGAGAAGAAGAAUGUCAUCGUCAUUGUCACUGAGCUGUGUCAUGAAGAACUAUUGGACAGAAUAGCAAAGAAGUCAUCCAUCAUGGAGUGUGAGAUCCGGUCAUCUAUAAGGCAGCUGUUAGAAGGACUGGGCUACCUGCACCAGAACGAUAUCCUGCACCUGGAUAUUAAACCUGAGAACAUCCUCAUGGCAGACCGCAGCAGUGACCAGGUCCGGAUCUGCGACUUUGGCAAUGCCAUAGAGCUCACGCCUGGUGACACCCACUACUGCAAAUAUGGCACUCCCGAGUUCAUUGCCCCAGAGGUUGUUAACCAAACACCGGUCUCCAAGGCAACAGAUAUCUGGCCUGUCGGCGUGAUAACCUACUUGUGCCUGACUGGCGUGUCUCCAUUCGCUGGAGAAAAUGACCGUGACACGGCCCUCAACGUGCGCAACUACAACGUGGCAUUUGAGGAGGGCAUGUUCGCGGGCGUGUGCUGGGAGGGGCGGGGCUUCAUCAUAAAACUACUGGUGGCUGACAGGCUGAGACCUGAUACAAAUGAAUGCCUUCGUCAUCCUUGGUUCAAGACGUUGACAAAGGGAAAAAGCAUCAGCACAGAGUCUCUCAAGCAGUUCUUGUCAAGGAGGAAGUGGCAGCGCUCACUCAUCAGUUAUAAAUCCAAAAUGGUGAUGCGCUCCAUUCCAGAGGUGCUGGAUGACUCCUCCAGCCACAUCUCCAUUGCAGUGCCUAGGCAUCUGAAGGAGGGUACUCCCCCGCCCUCGUCCUCUUCGGACUCAGACGAGGACGUGGACGAGUUGCCUUUCAUCCCCAUGCCUCUGACUGUGGCCUUCUCCGGCUCUCGCAUGUCCCUCAAUGAGAUUUCUGCUGAUGAUGAAGUUCUGGGGAGACCCACCAGCAGUGCCUUGGAGGCAGUGGGGGCAGAGGAGCCCAUGGAGUGUGAGCCGGUCAGCAGAGGGACAGGCCAGACCAGGAAGAGGGAAGCGCAAGAAGGGGACACAAUGUCAGAAGAGGAGUCAGCACAGAUGGCCAAGCAGAUGAGGGGACCACUGUGUAGGGGUUCAAGUGUGGAGUCGGAUAAGGCUGAGAGCAGCCAGAGACGGGGAGAGCUGAGGAGGGGCAGCUCUGCUGACAGUGCCCUCCUGCUCCACAUCACCCCAGAGGGGGGUACCACAGUUACCCCCAAAGAAGAGGGGGGAAAAAGCCUGAAGAAGGCAGUGUCCAUGGAAUUACCAAGGAGGAGUCCUAGUCCCAGCCCUGGGAGACUGAGCCAGGAGGACUACGCUCUAAAACUGGAGCUUAUGAGGCAAAGACUACUCAGAGGCAGCUCGGGAGACAACAAGAUGAGUGGCCUCCGGGGCCCCCUGCUAGAGACACUUGGCAUCGGGGAUGAGAGACGCACUGUGUCACUUGACCGAUACACGCACCCACGCCGGGUGGCCGUGCCCCCACUCAUCAAAGCAGCUUCCACUGAAGCCCCGGGGGUAGGGGCAGUCAAGACCAAGGUGCUUUGCAAGAGUGCCUCAUUCACCCAAGGAGACAAUGAGCCCAUCCCCCUGCAUCGACGCUCUGGUGCUCCUCUUGAGAUUCCCCUGGCUCAGAGGGAGGAGCAGAGGCUCCAGGAGGCCACAUCCAUGUCAGCUCUGACCGAACAGGCCAGGCUGGACUCACGGCCCGUCACCCCCAGAGAAGUUUGCUCCAAGCCACCUAGUCCUGUUCCAGAGGCUCCUGAGCAGAGCACAGUAGUAGGAAAGGAAGCAAAAGCUUUGGGAGACACAGAGAGCAGGAUGGAAGAUGAAGCAGCAGACAUCACUGGGGAGACUCCCCAGGUGAGUCAUCCUGAAAGGAAAUCUAGCAUGUUGGAGAACCCAGAGGGCAAACAAGAAAAGGUGGCCAUUAGUAAACCAUUGUCCCUGGAGCGUGAAAUGCAGGCCCAGAUUAGACCAUAUUCUGAAGUAGCUCCCAGGGUCAUUCAAGAGUCAGAUCAUGUGGAAGAGAAGAUGAGAGAAGAGGCAAACAGAAAGGAGUGUGAAGGCACUAAGAAAGAAGUGAGGAGCCAGAAGAGAACACCUGAAAUAAGCAUUUCCACCAAGUCUAUUGUGGUGACACCAGGUCCCAGUAAGACCCCAGUGAGUCCUGCCACCCAGCCCAGCCGUGUGACGCUGCCAGAUGGCAGGACAUCUGCAUACUCCAGUAUCAUGCAAACCAUCCUGGUUCCAUCUCUGCAGCUUGCAGAGAUGCCUGCACUUGUUCCAGCACCUGCCCCCUCACCUAUCCAGGCACCUAGCCUUAAUCCCACCAUCAGCCCUCUCAAACCCGAGUCCUCUCCCUCACUGGAACAUCCUGCUGUGUUCUCCAGGGUGAGAUCCAGGACCCCCACAAGCUCGAUACCCUUACAGGAGCUGGCAUUCAACCCCAGCAUCAAAGAUAUCGCUUCAGAGGAGGUGUUUCAAGCCAGGUUCAAGAAACGUGAGUCAUCUCUAACUCGUGGCUUGAAGAUGCUGACCAAGCCUAAAACUGAGGAGAAAGUGAAUGUUACGUCAGCUCCUACAGGCGAUGAAGAGGUGUACCGCCCAAGCCCUGUAGGCGUGCCCCUAGAGUUCAUCAGAUAUGAGACACCCAGGCUAGUGGAAAGGUCCAUGUCUGUCCAGGAGCUCAGGCCAGCUGAGAAGGAGAGCUUCAUGCGGAGGCUCUCCCUGCGGAUGAAAAGGGCUCCAUCAGCAGACAGGAAGGAUGAGAGGAAUAGAGAGGAACUGGCCAACUCCACCGUCACUGCACCCAGGCGCAGAGUCUCCUGGGCUGUUGGUCGCAGCAGGUCCCAGGAGAAGAAUGAGCCUGAUGGUGAGGUGGAGUGCUCACAGGACGAGGGAGGCAGCAGUACACCUAGGAGAUCUGGUGAGUCACCAGUGCUGGCUAUGCGCCGGAAGAUUGGGUCCACGGUGGCUGGGAUCUCCAUGAGGAUUCGGAGCCAGUCUGAAGAACGGAGGGAGGAGAGGAAGGCAGAAGAAAAGGAGGCCAAGCCAGAAAGCAGAAGGGCUCCUUUGAUCUCCAUCCUGCGCCGCUCGGGCUCUGAGGGAGGCAGCCAGCGGAAGGUGGCAGAGCCAAGAGCUGGAGAGUCCAUGGAGUCCCUUGAGUCCACCUCCAGUUUGCAGUCAGCGAAGGGACUGGAUGAUGAACGCCGGUCGCGGUGGGACCGCUGGGGCCUGGGCAGGAGCAAGAAGGAAAAGACAGACAUCCCGUCCUCCAUUGUCCGGGGGAAUGGUGCCCUCCAGAGGAACCAAUACUCAUGCUUGGCCUCUGAUUUCCCUCCAGUAUUUCACAUCAAGCUGAGGGACCAUGUUCUGCUGGAGGGAGACCCAGUGACCCUCAGCUGCCUCCCAGCAGGAAUCCCACACCCACGGAUUGCCUGGGUGAAGGACAAGAAGCCUCUGGAUGUGGAUGCCAGGAUGAACAUGAUCGCUUGCCCUGACGGCCGACAGCUCCUCAUGAUCAUGAAGACCACCAAGAAGGAUGCUGGAUUUUAUGAGUGUGUGGCCACCAACCCCCUGGGCUCUGUUAGCAGCUCCUGCACCGUUUCCCUCGCCCGUCUUCCAAAUCAGCCUGGGACGCCAGAGAUCCCCCAGCGGUACCGGGACACCGUGCUGGUACUAUGGAAGCCCUCAGACACGCUGACACCUUGCACCUACUCCCUGGAGAGGAGAACUGAAGGUGAAGAAAACUGGCUGAUUGUAGCUACAGGUGUGGCUGACUGUUACUACAACGUGACAGACCUCUCAGCUGGGUACACCUUCAGGUUUAGGGUGGCUUGUGUCAACAAGGCAGGGCAGAGUCCUUACAGUAACGUCUCAGAGAAGGUGUGCUUGGACUCUUCAGCGACUCCUAAGGCAGCAGCCAGCAUGAUUAUGAAGCCAUCUGCAUCUUCUGUCAGCUCAGCCAUGCCCCUCAGGCCUGCUUCUGCUGCCAUUCCCAGUAAAUCUGGAUUUGCUGUUUCUCACCCCACAUCAACCCCUCCUCCAUCCAAUGUAUCUUCCUUUUCUCAGUCACACGCCCUGCCCACUCAUCCUGGUCCUGCCCAAGGAAUUGUUCCUCCUGCAGCCCAAGCCCCACCUACCCAUCCUGCUUCUGCCCAAAAAAUUGUGCCUCCCACAGACAAAGCCCCUACAAUCCGUUCUUCUUCCCACCAAGGAUCUGCUCCCCCAACAGCUCAAGCCCCACCCAUUCUUCUUGUGUCUGCCCAUACUGAAGUCCCAUCCCCUCCUGCACAUGUUGCCACUCCCACUCAGUUUGUUCAGGAGUUUCAGGCACCGUCUUCAGUCCCCUCUACAUCCACAAAAGCCAAGUCCACCCUGAACAUCACUAUGGGAAACCCGUCCCCUGGAGUCCAGCCCACAAUCAGGACCACCCCCCCAAGAGUACUUCCUAAGUCAUUGAGUCCUGUCAACGUGGUCCCCCCCAUGACCCAGUCUCCUCCUGUCUCCCCACCCCCACUGGUCUCACCGUCCCCUCCUCUUGGCAGACCCAUCUCCCCCAUUCCCACGUAUGUUCCCAUGUCCACAGACCAGGCUACACCCCCAGCAACAGGCCCUACCCUCUUGUCCCCUGUAGUGAUGGUGACCAGCCUGAGCCCCUUUGGGGAGGCUGCAGCCACCCCCUCAGUGCAAAAAGCACCUUCAGGAAAGCCAGGUGAGAGUACCUUGAGGCAGGGGGUGCCCCAGAAGCCAUAUACCUUCCUGGAGGAGAAGAGCAGGGGCCGCUUUGGUGUCAUCCGCGAGUGUCGGGAGAAUGCCACAGGCCAGCUCUUUAUGGCCAAGAUUGUUCCGUACGAGUCAGAGAGCAAACAGGGCGUGCUGCGUGAGUACGAGGUACUGAAAAACCUGCACCAUAGCAACGUGAUGGUGCUGCACGAGGCCUACAUCACACCACACUACCUGGUGCUCAUCGCUGAGAGCUGCUCAGGCAAGGAGCUCCUGUACAGCCUUGUUGACAGGUACCGCUACUCGGAGGAUGAUGUGGUCAGCUUUGUGGUCCAGGCUCUGCAGGGCCUCGAAUACCUCCACAACCGGCGCAUUCUCCACCUGGACAUCAAGCCUGACAACAUUAUGGUGUCGCCCACCAACGUACUCAAGAUUGUGGACUUCGGCAGUGCGCAGAGUUUCAAUCCGCUGUUCCUCAAGCCUCAUAAUUGUCACCUGUCUACCCUGGAGUUCAUGGCUCCUGAGACGGUUAAAGGAGAUGUGGUGGGCCCCCCCGCUGACAUCUGGAGUCUGGGUGUGGUCACCUAUGUCAUGCUCAGUGGAAGGCUGCCUUUCCAGGAGUCCGACACCCUGGAAACUGAGGCCAAAAUCCUGGCUGCCAAGUUUGACCAGACAAAACUCUACCAGAACGUGUCUCAGAGUGCCUCUCUGUUCCUCAAAAAGAUCAUGUGUAGCUACGCCUGGGCCCGUCCGACCAUCAAAGAUUGCUUCAACAAUGCCUGGCUGCAGGACGCCUACUUGAUGAAACUGCGGCGGCAGACGCUCACCUUCACCACCACGCGCCUCAAGGCCUUCCUGGUGGAGCAGCAGCGGCGGAGGGCCGAGGGUGUCACCAAGCACAAGGUGCUACUACGCUCCUAUCAAAGCUCGACGACCAUGCCCACCACAUCCACCGCCCAAUGAGUGACCCGGCUGGAACAAUGGGACAGCAGGGGUGGGAUGUGCUGGCUCCAGGGUGUGGGGAGUCUAUGCCCCCCACUCUCCAGACAGAGGAGUGAACACAGUACAGUACGAGUAGCAGUGGAUCACUGAUCCCUCCUCCAGAACCCAGCCUCCUCCCCCUCAUUCUUUCUGAGCCAAGUAUCCAAGUAACACCGGUAGAAGCCCCCCCCCAGGCUCAACCCUCCCUCCUCCAGAGCCCCGCCUCCUGUGCCUCCGAGCAAUGUGUCCCAGUCACACUGGAAGAAGCCCUCCCUGGCUCAGCCUCCCACCUCCAGAGCCCUGCCUCCCACACCUCCUCUCUCUCCAGAGCCUUUUUGCAAUGUUGUGCUUCUCUUUGCUCAGUGUUCCUGGUUCUUCAUGGUGACACCUUCUCACUAGGGGUCAGAGCCACACGUAUGAGAGCAAUAUGUCUUAGGACCCCCCUUUCAGACUGCCAUACAUGCUCUGUAAAUGUAUAACUCUGUACCCUUUACAACGACGCUCUGUGCAAUUGUAGAGUGUAUAUCUUUUAAUUUAGUUUUUACUAUCUAAUUAACAUUCUUUUAUCACUGGUGUGUAUUUCUAAAAUAAUUGUUAGUAUGAUUUGAAAGUAAAUCAGUGGGUGGAGUAGUGUAUAAACACGCUAAUUAUGCCUUUGGGCGGUCAAUGUAACGCUUCACUGUUAUAGCUGAUAUUACAGUAAACAUGGAUCUUUUGUGGACUUCAAAUAAAUGUUUACUGAGUGA
Messenger RNA from Paramormyrops kingsleyae, 13145 nucleotides. RefSeq names its product striated muscle enriched protein kinase. Gene Ontology annotation, molecular function: protein binding; ATP binding; protein kinase activity. Gene Ontology annotation, biological process: protein phosphorylation. The record is from RefSeq and is a predicted model, not a curated record. Lineage: Eukaryota; Metazoa; Chordata; Actinopteri; Osteoglossiformes; Mormyridae.